AUGGCCACCAGCAAGCUCCAGCCGCUGACAUAUGACGCGGGCGAGCUACGCAUCGUUCUCGUGCCAACUUCAGACGAUGGCAACGAUGCUUCAGAAAAUGACAAUUUAGAAUUCGAAAACGACCGCCGAUUUUCGUCCGAUAGCUAUAGAUCUUACAGGGAACCGAACCAGUCCAUUCCAACACAUCCUAUUCCAUCUUUACAGGAUGCCUUCGCCGAAUCUUUGGACGAGGUCACGCGUGAGUCAGAUGGACCCGGAAAGCCCAAAUUGAGAGAGCAAGAUCCAAAAGGUCGCCGAGAAAGGCUACUGGAGCAAAAUGCAGAGGACGAACCAUUCGACACAUUAUGGCGUUAUCGGCCUGGUCAGCAGCAGCAUGAGAUGUACAAACUCAUCUCGCAAAUUACCUUUGGUGUAUAUCUGUUGCUCAACAGUUUGGCGGCCGAUAAUGCCCAAGUCGUCACCAUUCUCCAGGGACAUAUUGAUGAGGUAGAUGAGUUUCUAGAGGUGAUGCUAGAGGACUUUUCUCAAGCCCAUAAGGAUCUCACUGAGCGCAUUGCUCUUCUUCAACUUCCCAUGGCCAACAGAAAAGCUUUCGAAAACAUGCUUGAGGAUCGAACCUUUCGCGCCAAAAUUCUUGCUGGAAAUGAGAGGAUUGAUCACAUUCUCGCCAGAACAAACGCCGUUAUGAAGCAGUGGGACGACGACAUCGAUGCUGGACUUCGUUCUAGCGAGGCAUUCAUGGAAUGGCUCAACGAACAUAAGAACUUGGAAUGGCCCGAGGCCGAUCCUGAUUUAGAGAGCAUUUACAGAGCUAUGAAAGGCAACGCCGAUGGCUGGCUCAAUACUUUUGACGACUUGAACAACCAGGCACAGGAUUUGAACGGAUUAAUUAUCAAGCUUAUGACUAUCGUGGCUGAGAUGGAAAAGACGGCUGGCGAGGUCAGCCGUAGAACCUGGGCAACAAUCCCUCCCUUCACUAUCCUGUCGAACAGUCCAAAGACAGAAGACUCAACACAUUCUUCCUCUCCUUCAACAAAGUCGAAUGCGAAGUCAUCCACACCCGUGGCCAGUAUCCGCAGCAUGGACACAUAUUCUAUCGCCUUCUCCUCGAAAGAUAACGAUCCCGAAAUCAACACCCUAAGCGAUUUCCCUUUACCAGGAGCCGCCCCACUGCUACCACCUACGACAUUCCAACGGGCCAGUUUCCGACCCUCCCCAAAUCUGAGCGCAUCGUCUUCUUCUCCUAGACCUAAUAUCAGUUCGAGUGCAUCGCCAUCGUCCUCUGGACAUAACCUCAGCGCUUCAACCCCUUCGUCGGGUGCGACUACCCCAAGGGCAUCUAUCGCAAGCGAUGCAAACCAAGCAGAUAAGGAGGAGUCCGAUAGCAGUGAUGCGCACAGCGCAUUUGACGAUGGGGCACUAUAUAUCCUUCAACCAAAGGUUUAUACACCGAAAAGUGCCACCUCUCCUGCAAUGAUGAGCCCCGACGUGUCUCAGUUUGAGGAACAACCGCAUAGGCGAACGAUAACACAUUCGACCUACAUCUCUUCGGUCCCAGCUGAGGAACAGACCAAUCGACGAACGGCCAUACCUUCUACUUAUAUAUCUCCUCCCCAACCUGAAGAGCAGACACAGAGACGAACACUCACACAGUCUGUUCAAGAUGCGAUGGGAUUACAGAAAAGAACUUCACUACGACAACGUGUCUCCCUUAAGAAGACACCUCCUGAAUCUAUCCAAAUUCCUCCACGAAAUUUCAUAGAGGCAAAAUCGAACCGACCGUCACCUGCCAGUACAGCGCCUCGCACUGCAAGAUCUCAAGCGCCUGACUACACUCAUGCCUCUGGCCUCGAAGUCCAUCAGCCUCAUCGAUUGCCCCGUGCCAGCUCUCAUGCAGACUUCUCAUCGACAUCAACAUCAACGUCAAACUAUCCUCAUGUUCUGGCCUCACCUCACUCCGAAUAUCAGCAAAUCUAUCACCCUGUCCGUGCAUCGCCUCACUCUCCUCUGCAGCAGCGGCCUCAUACUGCUGGUCCAGGAGACGUACCAUAUCGCCCAUCGGAAUAUUUCUCCGGUCAUCAACGCAAUCAGCCCUCCCGAAUGGGCGGUAUGAGUACUCUCAGCAACGUCACAACAGCAACAUAUGAUGAUGCUGCCACUGUGACUUCUCGGGCCACUACCCAAGCCGGGGGCAAGCGAGUGAAGAAGAAGAAGAGCGCAUUCGGGUGGCUCAAGAAGGCUUUCAGCAUGGACGAGGAAGAAAAGGCAGAAUACGAAGCUCGGAAGGCUAUGCAGUACCGGAGCCAAUACCAGGAUCAGUAUUAUGAAGGCCAUAGCCCCAAAUUCUUGGACGGAAAGAGAAUUCGAUAA
This is a messenger RNA of Fusarium sp. VM40, 2370 nucleotides long. The record is from the annotation of a GenBank genome assembly. Lineage: Eukaryota; Fungi; Ascomycota; Sordariomycetes; Hypocreales; Nectriaceae.